AUGACUUCAAAAAAACCUUCUGGUGCCUGGUUUGAAAAGCAAAGAAAACUGAAAGAAUCUAGUAAUAAAAGUUUAUCCGCAUCGUUAGGCAAAUGGCUUCAGAAAUCUAGUCCAAAAGAAAAUCUAGUAGUUCCUUUAGAAACGGAUACUAACGAUGGAAUAAAAAUAACAGAAAAUGCUACAACCAUUGAGUCUGAUACUAACAAUGAGAUAAAAAUAGAAAAACAGGAUAAUACUAAAAAUGUUGACUUUAAUGAUCCUGCGAAAUGGCCCAAAAUAACACCUAGGUUAAAAGCUAUUUUAAUUGAACGUGGUCCUCCAAUCUCUUCAAUUCAAAACUACUAUCCACAUGACGAAAAUAAUCGUCAUUUUAGUAAUAAAUGGUUCUUCAGAAAACUUACUAAUGGUGAACAGGUUCGAAGGCAAUGUAGAAAUAAUCUUGCUCUUAGAGGUCAUUCAGAAAAGAUUUUAGACUCGAAAAAAGGAAUAUUUCUUGAUCUUAUUGAACUUAUUAGUCAUUAUAACCCGAUUUUAAAAGAACAUCUAAUAGCGCUUAAUGAGGGAAAAUAUAAAAUCAGUUAUUUCUCACCAACCAUACAAAAUGAAUUUAUUGACACUCCUGAUUUUUCACACAAAGAACAGUUAUCACAAAUUAUAAGAUACGUAAAAAUUUCAAAUAAUGAAGUAACGGUUGAAGAAAGAUUUAUCGAUUUUAUAGAAACAAAAGAAAAGACUGGAACUGGUCUGGCUUCCGAUAUUGUUGAUAAAUUACAAGUUGAUGGCUUAAAUAUCAAUAACUGCCGAGGACAGAGUUUUGAUAAUGGGGCAAAUAUGGCCGGGAAAAUUAAAGGAGUUCAGGCAAACAUUACUAAACUAAAUGAAUUAGCAGUUUUUGUACCUUGUACAGCGCAUAGUUUAAACCUCGUUGGCGUUCAUGCUGCCGAAACUUCACCUGCUAUGAUAACUUUUUUUGGAAGUGUUCAGAAAAUAUUUGUAUUCUUUUCUAGUUCUACUUCAAGAUGGAAUAUGUUAAAAAAUGUCAUAAAUGUUACUUUAAAGAAACAUAGUGAUACUCGUUGGUCAUCAAAGAAACAAGCCAUUUCAGCUUUACAUACUAAUAUCAUCAGUAUUGCUAUGAUAUUGAAACAAAUGCGGGACAUUACUAAUAUGAACUAUGACACUAUUGAUGGUUGCAAUCAAAUUUUACGCCUAAUAGAUCUAAAAUUUCUGUGCUUACUAAAUAUAUGGAAUAAAAUACUUACGCAUAUCGAUAAAACCAAUAAGUCUUUGCAAACUAAAGAUAUUACAAUUGAUAUGGCAAGUAAAAUGUUAAACGGUUUGUAUAAUUCUAUUCAAGAAAUUCGUGAUAACAAUUUUGAGGAUUUAUUAAAAAAUGCAAAGAAUACUGCUAUCGAAAUGGAACUGUCACCCGAAUUUCUAGAAAAACGAAGGCAUAAAAUAAAACGUAUGGAUGGAGAAGAAGCAAUAGAUGAUGGUGCAACAUCCAUCCACGCCAAAAUCAAAAAUGAUUUUUACAUGGCAGUUGACUCAAUCUUAUCGAGUUUAAAAUGGCGAUUUAAAAGAAUGACUAUUUUAUCCAAUGACUUUGAAUUUUUAUGUGGAAGUAAGCUAUCGUCAAUGGAUUUUGAUGAAAUUAAAAAAUGGACUAACGAUUUAGCAAUCAAAUACGACAAGGACCUCAACGGAUUCGAGUUUUGCUCUGAAAUGGAAUGUUUUAAACACCAGGCUUCUGCAUUGAUGACCGAUUUCAAAAUGGCUGCACCGAUUGAUUUAUUAAAAUUUAUUCAUAAACAAAACUUACAAGAUAUUUCUGUGGCAUUAGGGUAA
This is a messenger RNA of Myzus persicae (green peach aphid), 1848 nucleotides long. RefSeq names its product zinc finger MYM-type protein 1-like. Lineage: Eukaryota; Metazoa; Arthropoda; Insecta; Hemiptera; Aphididae. The record is from RefSeq and is a predicted model, not a curated record. Bases 1 to 1848 code for a protein of 615 amino acids. The transcript is spliced from 3 exons.